Bactrocera neohumeralis is the source of this 3331-nucleotide messenger RNA. Its product is annotated as solute carrier family 12 member 8. Gene Ontology annotation, biological process: potassium ion homeostasis; potassium ion import across plasma membrane; chloride transmembrane transport. Gene Ontology annotation, molecular function: potassium:chloride symporter activity. The record is from RefSeq and is a predicted model, not a curated record. Gene Ontology annotation, cellular component: membrane. NCBI's taxonomy places the organism in Eukaryota, Metazoa, Arthropoda, Insecta, Diptera, Tephritidae.
CAUCAGUUUGACAAUUGGCACACACACAACAAAUAAAUAAAAUAGUCAUAAAUGCACUUCUUGGUAAAACCAAAUUUUCUUCACUACGAAAAUCGGUACAAAAUCACGCCUACUAGCUGCUAACAUAUGGAAUUAUUGAGGAAAAAACUAUAGCGAUUAGAUAAAGUUGAUAACCAUAAAAAGUGCAGUCAAAAAUUGCGUCUGUUUGUGGUGUAUGAAGGGCCAGUUGCUUGCGUGGAGCAACAAAAAUAGAGCCAAACAAAAAAGUGUACUAAUAUAGAAAGUACAUCAUUUCUAAUCGCUAACGUCGCACCAUAAAAGAGUAGUGAUGAGUAAUAGCGGCAGCGGUCGCGCUAAUGGUAGUGGACGUCGACAGGUUGAUUGGAAUCGUUUCGGUUUAGAUGAUGACGGACCUGGCGACGUGGUUGUAGCAAAUUUUCGGCAACGAGGUAAUUCCGGUGGCUUUGUUGAUUUGGGUAAUGAAUAUACAUACGCUGCUGGUGGACACCAAGCCUCUGGACGCAACGAGAUAUUUGCCGAUGAGCAGGGCGACAAACCAUGGUGGCGUUCGAAUUUUUUUAUCUCACAACCAGUGCUAUUCGGCACUUGGGAUGGCGUCUUCACCUCCUGCCUUAUAAAUGUAUUCGGUGUGAUUGUAUUUUUGCGUUCUGGUUGGAUUGUAGCACAAGCGGGCAUAAUUAAUGCAGUGCUAAUUAUAUUUUGCACUGUAGUCAUAGCGUUAGUUUCCGUGCUAUCUGCCGUGGGCAUUUGUGAGCGCUGUCGUGUAGAAAGCGGUGGUGUGUAUUUUCUUGUAGCUCACACAUUGGGCUCACGUUUUGGCGGCUCACUUGGUUUGCUAUACUGUUUCGGACAAGCGGUGGGUUGCGCUUUAAAUGUUAUGGGUUUUGGCGAGAGUAUGGCGGGACUGGUUGGACUGGAGGGCAACAAAUGGGCGAUACGUGGCUUCGCUACCGCCGCUGUGCUACUUCUGGGCUGCAUCAAUGUGGCCGGCGUGAAGUGGGUUAUAAAGCUGCAGUUCAUUUUACUAAUGAUAUUGCUGGUUUCAGCUUUAGAUUUUAUGGUUGGCAGUUUCAUAGGCUUCGAUCCAGAUAAUGGUUUUGAAGGCUGGGGCAGCAGUAAUUUCUGGGAAAAUUUAAUGCCGAAAUAUGAGGAUGGCUACUCAUGGUUCCGCGUGUUUGGCGUAUUCUUUCCAACUGUGACGGGUGUGCUUUCCGGUAUUAACAUGAGCGGUGACUUGCGCGCUCCUUCCACCGACAUACCAAAUGGCACUUUGGCGGCUUUUGGCACGUCCACCUUCCUUUAUUUGGUGUUCGUGCUAUUUCUGGGUGCCACCUGCACACACUCCACUUUGCUCACCAAUUAUAUGAUCUCCGUGAAAGUAUCAGCGGUGCCGUUGCUGUUACUGGCUGGCAUAUAUGUAUCCAGUAUGUCAUCGUGUUUGGGCGCUAUGUACGGCACGCCGCGUGUUUUGCAAAGUAUAGCUAAUGAGAGCGUUAUACCUGGCAUCGAUGUACUCGGCAAAGGUCGCGGUCCCAAUAAAGUGCCGCUCUAUGCCAUGGGCGUUGUUGCUGUGGUUACGGUCUCUUUCAUCAUAGUUGGUGAUAUUAAUUUCCUUGCACCCAUCGUGACUAUGCCCUUCUUAUUGACCUACGCUUGCAUUGACUACUCUUACUUUGCUUUGGCGCAAACGUUCGACAUACAAGAACAACGCGAGGAACGUUUUCGCAUACAGGCGUCUAGUCCAUCUUAUGAGACGCGCCGUUAUGGCACUGCGCAAUCACCCGGCGGCGAUAGCAACGAUUUGGAUUUGCUAUUUCCCGAUCGCGUGCGUCAUAAAAACUUGCAACAAACACCACAAAAUUCACCACAUCAUGUGCCUUCAAAUGUCGCCUCAACUGCUGCUGCAGCUGCUAUGGCGACGGCUAAUCAAGAGACUGAACGCAAUCAUAUCCAACAACAGCAAUAUGGUAGCGAUGCCAAUGGCGCUGCUUGUGAUGGCUACAACAGCACAAACGUGCAGGAAGGUGGCGCGACGGAACAACCGGCGGAUGAUGAGGAGCCAAUUGCGCCCAUACGCUUGCCCAUACACUCCAAGACGAAGAACUGGUAUUCGCCUUUCUGCAAUCGCUGGGCGUCGCUGCUGGGGACGUUUAUGAAACUGCUCGUUAUGCUGUUGGUCAAUUGGUAUUAUGCGCUCACAUGCUUCGUUGUUGUGUUCAUUGUGUGGUUUUAUGUGGGCACUGCUAAUCCUGCCGUGAAACCAGGCCUAACGGCAGAAUUCAAUUUCUUCGCGUGGCUAAAAAGCGUCAUAUUCAGAUGUUUUGGCAAGCGCAUGCACGAGUACGAGCAGGUUGUGGUGACGCCCACCUGUCCAGGCGUCGACUUCUCGCGCACACAAUUGAAUGAGGAUAAUGCUGAUUUCUCGCAACGCAGUCGCUACCAUCACUCCGCUGUGGUGGAAGGUCAUCUCAUCGAUGACGUAUGAAUCAAAUAAUAAAGCAAUGGCGCGUACAAUAAUAUUUUCGUAAAAUACAACAACAAAAAAAAAAACAAAAACAAGCACUAAAACAAUAACACGCACUAAGAUACCCUCCAAAAUGGUAACAACAAUUGGACUAAGUAACCGAAUAUGUAUUUUUGAAGCAAUAUUUUCCACCAAAUGACAAAAAAUUAUAAGUAUAACAAUAACAACACAAGCAUUCCCUAAAAAAAUCGGUAGAAAAUAAAAAGUAAAUAAGUCACCUCAGCACGCAAAACCAAAUAAUCAAAUCUAAAUGCACUUCACUCAGCACUUCAACUCCGUUAACGGUUUAUUGCAUUUAAAAUUCAUGCACAAAUUUGGUUCCAACAGCACUCGUCAUAUUCAUAGUAUCAACGUGUAUGAGUAUGCAUAAUACUGACAACUUUAGUGCGCUGUGUUAGUGCUAGUGUAAAAAUUUUAUUUAUUUUUUAUUAAAUUAAGCAAAUUAUGCGCCUUUGUUAAUAUAAAAGUUAAAUAUUUUCAUCAGUGCAUUUAGAAGCAUGCAAAUUUCUCUGUUAUAAAACUAAGUUAAGCGCAGCUUUUUACUAUAUAACAAAUGACUGUUGUUUAAUUUAUGUAAGAGAUGCUUAAAAGUGUUGUAUUUAGUAAAUUUUAUAAGUGUGAUUAGUUAUGUAACGAUUGAAAUUCGUAUGUAUGUUUCCUUGCGUUGCAUUUAAAAGCCUAAGCAGAAUUUAAUGCGUUCGAAAGGAAGCAUAUGUGAUAAUGAGAUAAUAAGAAAUGCAACAAAAAGUUUAACAAGUGCAAAGUUAAAAUUAAAAAUUGCAAAAA